GUUCGCUCAGCGGCAUUAUAUAAGACCUUCUCUUUUUAUCGCGAUCGUUUUCCUCUUUCCUCCUUCUUCUUUACUUUCUCACACUCACCAAAACUCAACACCUCAGCUUUUCAUAUAAACAAUCAAAACAUGUCUGAAUCCAGCUACAUUGUUACUUUUAAGAAAGAUACGCCUGAGUCGGUGAUUGACGAGGAAGUCGAAAAGGCCAAGCGUUCUGGCGCCAAUGUUACAAACGUUUACAAAGCCGCUCUCAAGGGUUACUCCGUCACCGUCCCCGACGACAGCGUAGGCACAUUCUCAACCAACCUCAAUCAAGAGCAUGUUGAGCAAAUUGAGGCUGACGGCGAGGUCUCCACCCAAGGCAAAGCUCUUCUUGCCUAAUAAGCAAGCUUGCUUUUGAUAGUUCCUUUUCUAUACCUUUCUCUUAUCAGAAACCCAUUCUACUUGUGUAUCUCUUUCUCUUUCGGAAAUAUAUAUACUCUCAAACGUGUGCUUAGUAUGUGUCAUGGAAAGCACACACAUUUGUAUAUGACAUAUUGAAUGUGUCACCGUCAAGUAGACGACGGGGCAAUAGGCGCAUAUGUUGAUGGGCGGUGGGUGGGUGUGUGUAUAGCGAAGGCAGCCAGCCCCAGUGCACUAAUGCUGGGCGGAGUCCUUUCCUUUCAGUCACACGGUUGACAGCGAAUCAUGCCAGCGGGG
Molecule: messenger RNA, 699 nt
Organism: Zychaea mexicana
Lineage: Eukaryota; Fungi; Mucoromycota; Mucoromycetes; Mucorales; Lichtheimiaceae
Exons: 2
Coding region: 130-381 (83 amino acids)
Biological process (GO): vacuole fusion, non-autophagic
Molecular function (GO): endopeptidase inhibitor activity
Source: RefSeq, a predicted model, not a curated record